Molecule: messenger RNA, 630 nt
Organism: Colletotrichum karsti
Lineage: Eukaryota; Fungi; Ascomycota; Sordariomycetes; Glomerellales; Glomerellaceae
Exons: 1
Coding region: 1-630 (209 amino acids)
Source: RefSeq, a predicted model, not a curated record
AUGAAGGCCAACGUUUUCGCUGCUACCAUCCUCGCCGCCUUCUCGGCCGGCGCCUUCGCCCAGGACGGUGAGGACAACUUCCCUACCGCCGUUCCCACCGGCUUCCCCACCGGCUUCCCUACCGGCGAGCGCCCCACCCAGGUCCCCGGUGCCGCCCAGCCCUCCGGCGGCUUCGGUGGUGGCUUCCCCGGUUUCGGCGGCGGCUUCCCCACCGGCCUCCCCUCCGGCUUCCCUACUCAGGUCCCCGGCGCCGCCCAGCCCUCCGGCGGUUUCGGCCACGGCUUCCCCGGCUUCGGCGGCGAGCGCCCCUCCGGCUUCGAGACCCGCGUCCACAGCCGCUCCAACGAGGCCGCCGGCUUCGGCGCCGCUGCCGCUGAGACCGGCGCCCCUACCGGCACUGGCGCCGCUGGUGCCCGUCCCACCGGCAAGGGCAAGGGCAAGGGCCGCGGCAAGGGCAAGAACCACGGCACCGGCAUUCCCUCCGGCUUCCCCUCCGGCUUCCCCACCCAGGUCCCCGGCGCUGCCCAGCCCUCCGGCGGCUUCGGCGGCGGUUUCCCCGGCUUCGGCGGCGAGCGCCCCUCCGGUGCUCCCUCCGGCGCCCCCGCCGCUGAGCCCACCGGCUCUGCUUAA